Molecule: messenger RNA, 2179 nt
Organism: Suillus discolor
Lineage: Eukaryota; Fungi; Basidiomycota; Agaricomycetes; Boletales; Suillaceae
Product: amino acid transporter
Exons: 9
Coding region: 138-1865 (575 amino acids)
Biological process (GO): amino acid transmembrane transport
Cellular component (GO): endoplasmic reticulum
Molecular function (GO): amino acid transmembrane transporter activity
Source: RefSeq, a predicted model, not a curated record
AUUCAAGUCAAAUGAUUCAAGUCAAGAUCAUCCGGAUUAUUCGUUGUCGCUAGAUUCGCCUCUGCAUCAAACUUGUAACUUACUAACCCUUUUCACGGUAAUUUCUUCAGUUGGCCUAUGGUCCUGGACAGCGCCAGAUGUUUUCCGCAAAUUCAAGAGCAAGAGAGGCAGCAGACGGAGAGGCUAGGCAGCCUCUGCUGAAUGCUUCACACGAGGAUGUUUCAGCGGAUACAAACCAACUUGUCUUUUCAGUGGACGACGAAGACUCAGAAAGCGGUGGUGCAGAGCCCUGGUCAACAGUGCGGAGGACAGAACCGGGUGUCAGAUUUCAGGAAGAAGUACAGGUCAUUGGUCCACCUUUGCGGUCCACAAUACAGAGUCGGGAGGCGGAAUAUGAAUUGGACUCGGACGACUUUGAUGAUGCUUCACUAGCUGAUAUCCAACGCGAACAAAGGCACUCUCGUGGGGCUCCACGACGAGAACGAACCAUGCCUUUGCUGGUUGGCCUCAUGGAUGCUUCGGCUGCAAGGAGAACGCCAGACACAGUUAUUCCUAUGUAUGAAACAGAUAGUAUGGAUAAUGGAGCACUUAGGAAUGUAGACCUCGAUGACCUUGCUGAAAAACAGUGGUCGGGUGGAGGUCUACUGAACUCGGUUGCCAAUAUGGCAAAUUCAAUCCUCGGAGCUGGAAUUAUUGGUUUGCCGUACGCAGUCAAUCAAGCAGGCUUCUUUCUUGGCAUCGUUCUCCUGGUUGGCAUUUGCGCUGUCACCGAUUGGACUAUCCGAUUGGUUGUCAUCAACGCUAAACUCAGUGGCAGAACCUCUUACAUCGAGGUCAUGAACAGUUGUUUUGGCCCCAGUGGUCGUGCAGCCGUUUCAUUCUUUCAGUUCUCAUUUGCUUUUGGUGGCAUGUGUGCAUUUGGUAUUAUUAUCGGAGAUACGAUACCCCAUGUCAUUCGUUCAAUAUUCCCUACUUUGCACACGAUACCUGUUCUCUCGCUCCUCACCAACCGCCAAUUUAUCAUCACCCUGUGCACAACCUGUGUUUCUUAUCCAUUGUCGCUCUACCGCGACAUCCACAAGCUUUCACGUGCAUCCGGGCUCGCAUUAAUCAGCAUGCUCGUCAUCGUUUCAGCGGUCCUGAUUGAAGGAUCGCACGUGUCUCCCAAUCUCAAGGGCGAUCCAUCGAAACGCCUCACUGUGGUAGGCUCGGGGGUCUUUCAGGCAAUCGGCGUUAUGAGCUUUGCCUUUGUGUGCCAUCACAAUAGUUUACUCAUCUACGGGAGCUUGAAGACCCCCACCCUAGAUCGGUUCGCUCAAGUGACUCAUAUAUCGACGAUCAUUUCACUCGUGGCGUGCUGUACUUUGGCUAUAUCAGGCUUCUGGGUUUUUACAGAUAGAACUCAGGGAAAUAUAUUGAAUAACUUCUCCGGGAACGAUGCGCUGAUCAAUGUCGCCCGUUUCUGUUUUGGGCUGAACAUGUUUACGACGUUACCCUUGGAGCUGUUUGUCUGCAGAGAAGUAAUCGAACAAUACUUCUUCUCGCACGAAAGCUAUAAUAUUCAGCGACACGUCUUCUUCACCUCCACCAUUCUCUUUUCAUCGAUGCUUCUCUCAUUGAUCACCUGCGAUCUGGGCGUCACGCUGGAGAUUACGGGCGGUGUCUCAGCCACAGCGCUUGCGUACAUAUUUCCUGCUGCAUGCUACCUAAAACUGACCGACCCACAUGUCCCGUGGUACUCCCGUGCGAAACUUCCAGCCGCAGCCUGCCUUGCAUUUGGGGUGGCUGUGAUGACCGUAUCCCUCCUUCAAGUGAUCCAAAGAGCAUACAUGCCUCUGGGCGAGCCAAAGAUGUGUAUGGCGUGACCUUCGUUUUUAAUACAGCCACGGGCUUGCACAUUUAUACAUCUAGAGUAGUGAAUAAUGCACAGAUUGGACAUUGGAUCGAGAACAUCUAUUUAAAAUUGAUCAUUGCCGUUGAAUCGCUUCCCUAAGCCCUGGUAUUUCAUCGAGUUGCACAACACGAGCACCCUUGGCGACGCUUUCUUGAGCAAGAAGAGGAGUCACGUUGGAUUCAUUGAAGGUGCUCCAUACGGAUUCAACUUGGCGCAAGGGUUGUUGCUCGUCCGGAAGACUUGGCGGGCUGCAGAUUAGCAGCCAUAUGGCAUCAUAUCCGCCGG